Lineus longissimus is the source of this 3525-nucleotide messenger RNA. RefSeq lists its product as uncharacterized. NCBI's taxonomy places the organism in Eukaryota, Metazoa, Nemertea, Pilidiophora, Heteronemertea, Lineidae. The transcript is spliced from 13 exons. The coding region runs from base 170 to 2050 and encodes 626 amino acids. The record is from RefSeq and is a predicted model, not a curated record.
UCUACUGAGCAACUGAAUUUGGCAUGUAAACUGAUCAAAGAUUGCCGAUUUUACACAAUAGAAAACAUAAUUUCUCUCGUAUUUUAUUUUCUGUGCGUAUGAUCAGCAUGUCAAGCUUCUAAAGGCACCAUAGUUGUUACCGAUUUUCGUAUAAUAGUUCUCAAUCACCAUGCCCAAAGUUGGGAGACGGAGCGACCAUGCCCUGCAUGACUACCUACGUAAGGACAAUCGCGUCCAGGCGAAUGCCCCGUUUGGGACAUUCUACACACCGAACAUUCGGAUGAAGAUUGUUGGCGGCCGGCCGGUGCAAGUUGUGGAGGGGGAACUCAUGCCUCAAGAAAUGUGUGAUACGCCUGUACCUAGGGCCCGACUACCUUUCUUUACAAGACCGCUCAAUCCAAUCCAAUGCACGCAGCCACCGCAGUCAGUUAACCCCACACCACGAGCCACAUUUGCCAGUCCUGAAGUCACGCAGCCUGAUCCACGUCUUAAUGCUGGUUAUUCAACUGCUCAAGCGGAUCGCUAUAAUUCUCAUCUUCAUCAACAGCCGCUCAACCCGCACUCUGUCUUGCCGCCGAUCUCAACAAGAUCGCCACCACCAGAGGCAGCACCUAUACACGCAUAUCACACACACGAAGUCACAUCAGACCCACUAUCCGAGUCACCCCGGUUGUACCGGCUGCUGCCCAGAGAUACGUACCUACCCCGAGAGCCCCUCUUCCUAAAGCGAGAUGAGGAGUUGCAAUUAUCGAGGAUACUUCGUGACGAAAUGUCGAAAGUCAACCCGAAUAAAGUAAAGGAUGUCUAUAUGGAUCUUCUAGGUUUAGAUAGGAAUAUGACUUGUUAUGUUUCAUAUCAGGAUCUCAGCUUAGCUUUCACAAAAAAUCAGGUUCACAUACCGCCCCAAUUAUUACGCCUCAUAGCUGCAUUAUAUGUGUCAACGCGGGAAUACGGUCUAGUCAACUACGAGAAGCUUAUCACAUUCAUCGGCGGGGCGGCAAAGAUGGCGGGACGAGACCAGUCGCCACCUGGGUAUAGACAAUCGUCACCUCCGUUCCACAACUCAAAACAAUCAAAUAACAAUAGUCCCAGUGAAAGUCUUCAAGAUCGACCUAACUAUUAUAACCAUCCCGAUUCCCCUUCACCCGGGGAAAGAGGUUCGAGCCCGAGACGAAGUCCUGUGCGAGACCGGGAUGAUGCAAAGUUAGUCCGCCUCAUUGAGCAGCAGUUCCUAGCAGCCCCAGACAGAGUUGAUAUCGACAAAAUACGAUCUGUUUUUGCCGAAGCUGACAGGACACAUAGAGGAACCUUGUCUAAGCAACAGAUCAAGCAGGUGGCAUUGCUGUGUCGGUUACCCCUCCAAGAUGCAAUCCUGGACCGUAUCAUCGAGCGAUGUGAGGACAGGGGCCUAGGCCAGUUUGAUUGGAUCCAAUUCGUUGAGUUCAUUGAGAGGAUUCAGCCAGCCUCCACAGGCCUUCGUAUUCCGACAAGUAAGAAACCUAGAGAGUUUGCCAAACAUUACCCCACCCCAGGCUCUAACUGGCCAAGAGCGGAGGGUGCCAGUGAUUCGCCAAGACAAAGAUCUCCUGAGAAAUCGCAGCAACAUUACAACACAUUGCAGUAUAACAUUCCAAGAGUUAAUUUUGACCAUGAUAAAAACCAGUUGAACAGCAUGGAGAAAGAAAUUCGAAAGCUGGAGGAACAAUAUCUGGAAAUGAAGGACAAAAUGCUCCAUGAGCCGAGGUAUGGGCCAAAAGGACAAGAUAUCCCACAGCCAAAGCCGGCAGAAAAAGCAGGUCGGGACAUCAAUGACAAACCUUGGUUUGAUCGAUUUCUGAAACUUGUGGAAGGGCUCUACAAGAACGAUGUUGACAACAAUGGUCGACUCCGCGCUGAUGAGGUGAAAUGGCUGACUAAUGAGUACGACAAUGCUUACAAUUUACACUUGCCGGCUGAGCUGAAGGAAGAAGCGUUACAAAGAGCAGUGCAUGAUGGGAACAAAGUCGAACUCGCAACAUUCGUCAAGUUUCUCGGAAUGGCAAACCCUUGAAUUUGAUCCUCCCAAGAAUAGAUCGUAAUUGAAUCAUUAUAGUAAUACAAAUGAAAGUAACGGAGCGGAAAUAUCCUAGAAAUAGCCGAAAUAUUCAAAAACUGAUGGAAAUUAGUGAAAGAUAGGUCAGAAUGUAUAUUAGUGCGCAGACAGACUCAAAUCUUAGUCAAUAUCCCAAAUCAGGAUAAGCAUGUUCACUCAGUAAUAUUUAAUGACUUGUCAGAAAAAAAUUGCUAACUGUGUAGCCCUGAUUAUUUUUGCUGGGCAUCGCCAACACCAUCUUCUUAUGAAAACAUUUAAAGUGAUAAGAUAGCUUUAUACAGAAAUGUCUGAAGAAGCACUCCCGCAAAUAAGAAACACUUAAAUAUCCUUUUUAAAGGAAUCACGGACCUGAUGAAAAACUACUCGGAUAACUCUACAGAAUAUUAUUUUUCAUUGCUGUUGUUAUGAUGAAUUUAUAUCUGUUGAAGUGUUUUUUGGGAGUUGGCUAGUUUUAACAUUUUAACUGUGCGUUCUAUUACAUGUAUAUAUUUGUAUCCCAUUCUAUCUGUUGAACUGUGCUCUUGCUGUAGUAUAAAAAGUGUUACUGCUGAUGUCAUUAUAGCAAGACUACUAUUUGCGAGUUUAACAAGUUUGUGAGUUAAGUGAGGGGGUCGAUACGCAAACAUAAGAUAGCAUGAAAGUUACUCAUCUAAUGAUAUAAUCAUCGAAACAUCCAUCCAUUCACAAUUUCAAGUUUGAAAAUAACCUUUUCGCUGAAAUUUAGGGCUGCGAAAAUGGAGGGGGUCACAGUAUUGUUGUUUGUAAAUAGAAUUUCUGUGUAGAGCCAAAAAAUCACAAAAUGAGAGAAAAUAAUCAAAACUUGUUGAUACUAGGUACUUGCAUUGUAUAUUUUGAUAUCUAUUUAUUUGUACUGUUUAUAGUUGUACAUUCUAAUCAUGUUGUUCUAUCGUUGUCUAUUAUUAGCUGUAAAUAUUUCAUAUUCAAUUUUGUCAGGAGGCAAUAACUUUUCAUCGUUUCCUCCUAGCAUUGUUCGUACAAGACAAACAUUUAUGGUGUUUUAUGACAAACCUGUAGUUUAUAAAUGGUGAAUGGUGUAAACAUUACCUAUUGGCGCUGACAUAUCUUUUAGACCAACAAUACUCUGGCUAUUGUUGUGGUAUCGUUCCUUUGUUUACCAAGUUGUUUUCGAAAAUAAAACCAAACUUGUUUUGAAAAUAAUUGAUGCAUAAUUUUAAUAGCAUUUUAAACAUUACAGCACUUGUUCCGGAGCCUUGAUGCUGCACUUUUUCUUGGAUACUAUUAUAUGCUGUGAAGACGUCAGCCAAUUGAUAUCAGCAGAUGUUGCCAAAAGAUUUUACCAAUUAGUAAAAUGUUACUUUAAUUUCUGAUGUUUUGUACAGUUGUAUUUGACAAUUCUAAUGCUUGGUUAACAAUUCCGUCCUGUACAUGUACAUGUACCUGUCUGUGAUAAU